Molecule: messenger RNA, 3469 nt
Organism: Hippocampus zosterae (dwarf seahorse)
Lineage: Eukaryota; Metazoa; Chordata; Actinopteri; Syngnathiformes; Syngnathidae
Gene: gsx1
Product: GS homeobox 1
Exons: 5
Coding region: 2699-3436 (245 amino acids)
Biological process (GO): regulation of DNA-templated transcription
Cellular component (GO): nucleus
Molecular function (GO): sequence-specific double-stranded DNA binding; DNA-binding transcription factor activity, RNA polymerase II-specific
Source: RefSeq, a predicted model, not a curated record
GUCUGCGGUUUCGAGCCUUCCUCACCUUCUUCACCUGGCGCUGGAGGGUGCUGUUUUCCACGCAUCGCUUCUGCUCCUGAAUGGAGGGUACUUUCGUCAGCAAAGCCAUUGGCAUUGACACCUGCUAAUUCUUGUUCUGAGUGGAAUCACAGGCGAGCAAGAGCCGAUCCGAGGUGACUUGGAGCAAGAGAGUAUGUACACUCUGGACUGGUUGAAAGUCAAUCGCAUACAUAUGGCCAGCUGUAUGAACACUGCAAGGCGAUGGAGUUUCAUCGCGAUGACAGCCAUUCCACCUGGUGGGAAAUUGCAGAGAGGUGCAGCGGGAUCUGCGCUCUGUGAUGUUGCCUGAGGGGGGAGAUUAGGAGGGGCAGCCGGCCCUCUGUGUCACGUCGACAGUCACAGCGCUCAUCGUCGGCCGGGCCCAAACCCCAGUGGGACCUUAAAUCCUGUUACACUGUCAGCUAAAACCAUCAUUUGUAUUAGAGAUGUGUGGGUGUUUAAGUGCGCGUACAUAUUAAGUGAGGGGGGAUAGUGUCUUAAAACGAUGAAUUAUUCAUACCAAAAGAAAAGGAGAUAUUGACUACAUCUCCAUAAACAGACUGCGCUCUUUAUGUCAGCGGGCACGAGAUCUUUGGCUAUAAUUGCAUAAAAGCCGGUGAAAAUGCUCUCCUCCUGCAUCACAGCAGGCACCGGUCAGCCUUAUCGUCAGGGGUGAAUUUGAGUGACGGCAAUUGUUCCAACUUAAUGUCGUAUAAAUAAUUUACUCUUUGCGGUGUCGAUUCCUCUCUCUUUUAUCCAAGGUGAAGAUUCUCCAAACAGCUGUAAGUCAGUUUCGCUUGGGGCAUGGUUGUUGAAGUGCAGGCACACGGGCCUCGUGAUUUGAAAUGUUGAUUAUUAUAUUUUUUUUUUGUGUGUGCAGAAAAAGUACAGUGCUCUAAAGCGAGCAUGCAGGCUGGAUUCCCCCCCCCCCCCCUCAGUAACAAGUGAUGGUGGAGAAUGAGAAUCUUUGCACUUCUGGCCUGCGCCUCCAGAGGGAGGUCAGAACUAUUUGUCAGUCUCCAGUUGGGAUUGCAAAUUGGAAUGAGCCUCCCUGCGUGAUGACCCGCAGAACUUCCAUUCCUAACCGCGGGGGUGACUGCUUCACGUCAUUUGAGAAUUGAUGUGGCGACCAGCAGCUUUCUGUUGAGCCAUAAUUUAACCGGACACACAUUUCAUCUUCCCUAUGUGGUUUUAGAACGUAAUCUGACACACUUGGCCCAUUGACUGAUGUGACCGUUACAGCUGUGAUUUUUUUUUUUGUGUCCAACACCUGUCUUGAUCUUGUCACAAGUUUCAACGAGGUUGCCAUGCUAAUUAAUGAGCAAAGGCAUUUUUUUUGAUAUCCUGUGAUAAUAGAUCUCAUCUCAGGGUUUAACUGCUCCUAAUUCACUGUAAUGCUGAAGCCUAAUGACAGGUCUAAGGUUUAUUGCGCAUUAGCGGUGUGAUGCUGAGCACAUUACAUGUUGCUGGGCCUCUUUUUAAUGGCCACGCAGACACCAUUUAUCCUGAUGUGUUUCGAAGUGGAUGGCCCAAAAAAAAAAAAAAGCCCACAAACAAUUAUUUGAAAGCAGUCUGACGGUGGGCUGUGUGUGCAUGCAGGGCACUUCUUGCCUGCUCCGUGUUUUUGACGUUAAUGAUCUUAAAAAUGUCCAACUUUUUUUUUUUUUUUUUUUUAGUGUUGGGGAAACUUGUCCUGUCUUUGAAGGUCGUGUUCAGAGCGCCUUAAAGUGAAAGAAAAUGUUUUCCUAUUAGCUAAUUGAAUGAGAGCGCAAAGCGAGGCCGGGCUGCUCCAUGACAGAGUCGCCUUUGUUACGUCUAUCCGCCGCUGUCACACACUUUAAUUCGACUCUCUUUCUCCCUCAUUGAAAGCCUCCACAAUGACAUUCAAUAAGGGCCGCCGAGUGAAAACCUGGUUAUUUUUACAUAUUCUUCCAAACCACCGCCCCUCCCGCCCGCGACUCGGCAGGGGCCCGAGCAAAGGAAUUAAUCACCGCUCUUUAACAGAACUGCCUUCAGGCGAUGACUUGUCCCUUUUCUUGUGCCUAGAAAAUGACACAUUAACCCUAAAUUGGUUUGCAUAAACUUUACAUUCAGCUGUUGCGUACGUAUAUAUAUAGUUUAAAAAAAAAAGUCAAACAAACGUUUCGGACGCAUCUCCCCGCAAAUGGUGUCACCGAAUAGCGUGCGCAAAUGUCGAGCUUGCUUUUGCGCCACGCACCUCUCAUUCCUGUCAGGCUGAAAAAAAAAUCCUCGAAUCCCGACCGCCGGGCUUUCUGAAUGUGACAAUCGAAGCCCGUGUUUUAUGAUAAAAAAUAAGAGCGAUGAUAAAAGGCCCAAUGGGGCGGUGCCGCCUCUCGCGGCGUGGGUGGGGCUGACAAGAAUAGACUACAUUAUGCAGUUCAUUUAGUUAACAAGUGAAAUAAUGGGGAAGCGUGCAGUGGGAAUGCCGAGAGAAAAGCACAAAACCCUAUUGAGGGCUCUCGGCCCGCUUGCAGCGUAACCGUCACAUGGCCGAAGCGGCUCGGCGGCGCCUAUUUAAAGGAGCCCCCGGCGCGCCUUCAGCACCACUUCGCUGUCCACCCUUCCACGCGAGAGCACGCUGCCACGUCCCACGCCUUUUUUUUCCCUUCUUGCGGCCGCACAACUUCUACCCGCUACCAUGCCGAGGUCUUUUCUCGUGGAUUCGUUGAUUUUAAGAGAGGCCAACGACAAGGGGAGCGAGAACAGCCCGCCUCUUUUCCCCUACGCGGUGCACUCGCCGGGCCACCCCGCGCACGGGUUGCCGGGCUCCUGCCACUCCAGGAAGGCCGGGCUGCUGUGCUUCUGCCCGCUGUGCAUGGCCGCCUCCCAGCUGCACCCGUCGCCGCCCGCGCUGCCGCUCCUCAAAGCUUCCUUCCCGGCCUUCGGCUCGCAAUACUGCCACACGGCGCUGUCCAGGCAACACGGCUCAUCCAACGGCAUCAACCUCGCCCACGGAGCCGCCAUGUACCAGGCCGCCUACGCGGUCCCGGAUCCGCGACAGUACCAUUGCAUCUCCAUCGAAAACGGCAACGGCAAAGUUCAGAGCAGCAAACGCAUGCGCACGGCCUUCACCAGCACGCAACUUUUGGAGCUGGAGCGCGAGUUCACGUCCAACAUGUACCUGUCCAGGCUGAGGCGCAUCGAGAUCGCCACCUACCUCAACCUGUCCGAGAAGCAGGUCAAGAUCUGGUUCCAGAACCGCCGAGUGAAGCACAAAAAGGAAGGAAAGAGCGGAUCCGGCGGCCCACGGACUGCCACCAACGGCUGCAAAUGCUCGUCGGCGGCCAGAUGCUCGGAGGAAGAAGAGGACGACAUGCCCGUGUCUCCUUCUUCAUUCUCCGAAAAGGACGACGUGGACUUGUCCGUCUCCCCCUGAAACACCCGUCUGGACGAUUUAUGAUUUUUUUUU